Molecule: messenger RNA, 1487 nt
Organism: Panicum virgatum (switchgrass)
Lineage: Eukaryota; Viridiplantae; Streptophyta; Magnoliopsida; Poales; Poaceae
Product: transcription factor CSA-like
Exons: 1
Coding region: 421-1110 (229 amino acids)
Biological process (GO): regulation of DNA-templated transcription
Cellular component (GO): nucleus
Molecular function (GO): DNA-binding transcription factor activity, RNA polymerase II-specific; RNA polymerase II cis-regulatory region sequence-specific DNA binding
Source: RefSeq, a predicted model, not a curated record
GAAACUUUAAUCUGAGUCAUCGAAUCAACAUCCAAGGGGCAUGGGGGAUUCGGUAAUUUAACAAUCUGGACCUGCUCUUGGAUUGGGUAAUCACACUUUUACAAAUCCCACCUCCCUGCGCCCCUCCCCUUGAAUGUUGAUCCGAUGGUUCAGAUUGAAGUUUCUAUAGUUUGCACGGAGAGGUUGGUUUGCAUCUGAUAUGUUCCAUGAUGCAACAAGGCCUGCCUGCAUGCUUGCUUUAUAUACUUCGUACCACGUGUGUUUGUAAGAUUAUGCAUGCGUGACCCAUGCAUACAUGCAUAAGAAUGCAUAUAAACUAUCAGAAGCUAAGGUUAUUAGUCGUAGCUGGUUUUCUUGCUUGGGCAUCCGAUUCUCGAUUUCAAACGAACAUACACAAAAAUCACAGAAAUCCUACGGUACAUGAUGCCAAUUAAUAGAUGGAACCGAACAACCAUUGAUGCAUCAUGUGCACCAGGGCAACUGAUCGAUUUGGCAGGGAAGAGUUGCCGGCUCCGGUGGUUCAACCAGCUGGACCCACGGAUCAACCGGCGGCCCUUCACGGUGGCGGAGGAGGAGCGGCUCCUGCAGGCGCACCGCGCCCACGGCAACCGGUGGGCGCUCAUCUCCCGCCUCUUCCCCGGCCGCACCGACAACGCUGUCAAGAACCACUGGCACGUCGUCAUGGCGCGCCGCCGCCGCAGCCACCAACGCUCCGCCGGCGGCGGCACCCACCUCGCCGCCGCCCCUGGAACUGGAUGCUCGCCUCCGCCACGUCUCCCGCCGUUCCAGUGCUUCCACUUCGGCGCCCCGCCGCCUGCGUCGGCAAAGACCACCACCACCGGCAACCUGUGUUUCGCCAGGCCCGGUUCCGGGCCGUCCAGCCUCGUCAGCAGCUCAUCAGGAACGUUCAGUGUCAGGAACUGCCACGUUGCCAAUAACUUCGCCUUCUCUUCUCCAAGGGAAGCGGCGGCGGCUGCACCGGAGGACGACCAUCGUCAUGGCAUGGUCAAAGACGAACAUGCCGGUAACGACGAUGACGAAGAUGGUGGCGGCGCCGCUGCGACGAAGAAGGAUGUGCCGUUCAUCGACUUCCUGGGAGUCGGCAUCUGAAGAAACACGUCGGUGGUACACUUAACCGUGGUUAUGGACUUAUGGAGUGAUGAUGUCAGAAAUUUAGGAUGUUAGCUAGGCAAUUGGGUGUUGGUGCACCACACGCUCCUGAGCUGGGCCCACAUGUCAGUGGCAUGUCCUUGCACUCCUUUCCCUCUUCUCUCUUGUAUACUCCUGUGCAUGAAUGACAGUUGACAUGGUAAAAGAUGAUGAUGUGGCUGAGUAUAAAUAUAAAUUUUCCACAACAAUGAGAGAUAAUAAUUGUGCUGCAGUUUUACCCUAAUAGGCGGAUAUUCUUGAUGAGUAGAAUAGUCCACAGAACCCUGAACUGAAGCACUAAACAAGUGUGUAAUAAAGUUGGCAGCUUAAUGGUCGGA